UUUCCGUUUUCUCUUUAGAGCCCAAUUAGGCUUUUAUAUCAAAGGUUUCUAGCAGCACGUAACGAAACCACACGUAGCGAAAACUUUCUCUCUCUCUCAUCUGAACUCCUUUCUGCUUCUCUCUCAACUCUCUACUCGCUGAAUUUUGUCCUUCAGGGUGUGACCCUCCACAGUAAUUAUGGAAGCAAGCAGAGGGCAGAAUGGAAUUCAACUUUUGCUGGCUGCAGAACAAGAAGCACAACACAUUGUCAAUACAGCCAAAACUGCCAAGAUGGCUAGACUAAAACAAGCAAAGGAAGAGGCUGAGAGGGAGAUUGCCGAUUUUCGUGCACAAAUGGAAGCCGAAUAUCAGAGAAAACUCGCAGAGAGUAGCGGGGACUCGGGUGCUAAUGUGAAGCGUCUUGAACAAGAAACUGAUACUAAAAUCGAAGAGUUGAAGGCACAAUCAUCCAGUAUAUCUUCUGAUGUUGUUCAGAUGCUGUUGAAGUAUGUCACAACUGUGAAGAAUUGAGAUUGUUCUGAGAAACUUUAGAUGGGUUUUAGUGUUUGGCGAACAUUCUUUCCUUGGUAUCCAUGUUCGAUGGAACGCCUCUGCAUGAGACAUUGAGAUGGUUGGUUCCAUCCUGUAAUUGAUUGUAUUUGUUCUCGACUACUGGUUUGUUGUGUAAAAUGGUCAGUCAUAUAUUUGUCGAACAGAUUAUUUCUUAUUUUCAAAUAAAUGCCCUGAAUUUGAAUUCGGGGCUCUUUUGCCCA
Molecule: messenger RNA, 753 nt
Organism: Beta vulgaris subsp. vulgaris (sugar beet)
Lineage: Eukaryota; Viridiplantae; Streptophyta; Magnoliopsida; Caryophyllales; Amaranthaceae
Product: V-type proton ATPase subunit G 1
Exons: 4
Coding region: 179-511 (110 amino acids)
Biological process (GO): proton transmembrane transport
Cellular component (GO): vacuolar proton-transporting V-type ATPase complex
Molecular function (GO): proton-transporting ATPase activity, rotational mechanism
Source: RefSeq, a predicted model, not a curated record